Messenger RNA from Candida dubliniensis CD36, 315 nucleotides. RefSeq lists its product as uncharacterized. Bases 1 to 315 code for a protein of 104 amino acids. Lineage: Eukaryota; Fungi; Ascomycota; Pichiomycetes; Serinales; Debaryomycetaceae. The transcript has a single exon. The record is from RefSeq and is a predicted model, not a curated record.
AUGUCUGCUACUUUUAUAAUUCCACAAUCCAUCAGGGAAAUUUCAACUAAUUCAACUACAAUCAACGAAACAACAUCUAACACAACGUCCACCACUCCUACGUCUACCUAUACUGAAUUACCUGCCCAAGGAUACCUUGCUAGAAUUUCCAAUUUGCCAGCAGUAUCUGCUAUAAAUGGCAUGAUAUCUUCUUUCCCUGUUGUCAAAAUAUUCACAUCUAAUGCUGUUCCCAUUUUGAUUGCGAGACAAGAGCGUAAGAAAAAAGAAGAAAUAGAACGAUGGACGGAAUAUCAAAAAAACUUGAACAGACAGUAA